UAUAAUGAUAACUACAUGUGUAUGUGGGGGGGUGGGGGCGUUACCAGCCGCUCAACUGUUCAAACCCCACCUCCAGACAAGUUAGUGUCGGAGAAAGCAGCCGCACCUCCUCUGCCUGCAGGCUUGUCCCGUCUCCGCUCCCGUCUCCGGUCCCGCAGCAGCAUCAUGGCGCUCCGCUAUGCGCUGACACUGUUCUGCCUCUUUACUCCGCUGUGCACUGCGGACUCUAAUCUGAGCAGUCACGUCGUUUUGGAGCCCUAUGAUUUCCUCUUCGACACGGCGGUGGAAGCCUACUAUAAGGGGGACUGGUUGUCGGUGAUCCUGAACAUGGAGAAGGCGCUCAGGAACAAAGCUACGGUCCGGAGUGUGAAGGCUCAGUGCCGGCUGAGCUGCGCCAACCAGACCGCGUUCGGCGAUCGUCUGGCCGGCUUGGGAGUUCCCAUACCGGGGGCCGGCUCUGUGGAGGACCUGGGCUUCUUCCAGAAAAUCCUGAAACGUGCGGACUGUGUGAACUCCUGCGAAACUGAGAAACUGGGUUCACCGACUCUGCAUGAAGUCACUGAAGACGUGGAGCUGGAGUUCAACAAGAGGACCCCCUAUAAUUACUUACAAGUCGCAUAUUUUAAGAUCAACAAGCUGGACAAGGCGGUGGCCGCUGCCAACACGUUCUUCCUGGCCAACCCGGACCACAUGGAGAUGAAACAGAACCUGGAGUACUACAGGAUGAUGGCAGGAGUACAGCAAGAGGACUUCAAAGACCUGGAGGCCAGGACACACAUGGCCGAGUUCCUGCUGGGGAAGACUUAUUACAGCGACGACUCGUUCGGCCUGGCGGCUGAACACUUCGAAGUGGCCGUAGAUGAGUACUUCACUGCCGAUAAGGAAUGCAGAGCGCUGUGUGAGGGAGCCUACGACUACGACGGAUACAACUACAUGGAGUACAGCGCUGACCUGUUCCAGACCAUGACAGACCACUACAUGCAGGUACUGAAAUGUAAGCAGAACUGUGCAGUGGAGCUGGCCGCGACUGCUGGCAGAGACAAGCCCUUUGAGGACUUCCUCCCCUCGCAUUUCAACUACCUGCAGUUCUCCUACUACAACAGUGAGAAGUAUGAGCAGGCCAUAGAGUGUGCUAAGACCUUCCUGCUGUUCCACCCUGACGAUGAGGUGAUGAACCAGAACCUGGCUUAUUAUUCUGCCGUGCUGGGUGAAGACAAGGCAGGAACCAUAUCAGCCAGAAAGGUGGUGAAACUGUACAUUCAGCAGUCCAUACUGGAAAAAGAGCUGCUCUACUUUGGAUAUGAAGCCUUCGGAAUCACCUUUGUAGAUCCAGACACAUGGACUCCUGAAGAUGUCAUGCCUAAGAAACUGAGAGACAAGCAGAAAGCCGACAGAGAGACUGCAGCGAGGAUCACAGAGGAAAUAGGAAACCUAAUGAAGGAGAUUGAGACUCUGGUUGAGGAGAAGAAGAAGGAUUCUUCCGACAUGGCCAUAAUGAUAGCGCCACAGGAAGAUGGCACUCUGCUGAAUGAUGACAUCAAGGUGACCAUGACGUCCAAGCAGCUGAACGGCUCUGAGCGGGUGCUGCUGGAUGGGGUGAUCAGCCAUGAUGAGUGCAGGGAGCUGCAACGCCUCUCCAAUGCAGCUGCUGUGAAGGGUGAUGGCUACAGGGGGCGCCCUUCCCCCCACUCCCCCAGUGAGACGUUCCAGGGAGUCACUAUCCUGAAGGCUGUGAAGCUCGGACAGGAGGGGAAGGUUCCGCUGAAGAGCGCUCGUCUGUUCUUCGACCUCAGCGAGAAGGUGAGGAAGGUGUUGGAGUCGUACUUCCGCCUGGACACUCCGCUCUACUUCUCCUACUCCCAUCUGGUCUGUCGCUCUGCCAUCGAUGAGAAGCAGGAGGACCGGAAGGACCUGAGUCACCCUGUUCAUGUGGACAACUGUCUGCUGGUCUCUGAGUUUAACACGUGUAUAAAGGAACCUCCUGCAUACACACACAGAGACUACAGUGCCAUCCUUUAUCUAAACGAUGACUUCGAAGGAGGAGAUUUCAUCUUCACUGAGUUGGAUGCUAAAACAGUCACGGCCGAGGUGCGCCCACAGUGCGGCCGCGUGGUCGGGUUCGGAGCGGGGAAGGAAAACCCCCACGGUGUCAGAGCGGUCACCAAGGGUCAGAGGUGUGCUGUGGCGCUGUGGUUCACCCAGGAUCCUGCUCACGAGGAAAAGGAGAGAAUCCAAGCUCAGGAUAUGCUGAAGAUGUUUUCUACCCCUGUGAACGCAGAGUUCAUCAAAAAGGAGGGGCCUGACACCUCCGAGCCGACGCCACCAGAAGCUCCUGCUCAGGCUGACCCGGAAAAAGCAGACGAUAAGCAAGAUGGUGCACCAGCAGACACGCAGGCCGACAAACCAGCCGACUCGCCAAAGGACAAAGCAGAGGCGAAACCAGUCAGCAAAACGACGACAGGCACCAAAGCCAAAGCUCCUCCUAAAGCAAAGGCCAAAGCUGGAGACCAAGCGAAGACCAAGACAGCAGACAAAGUCAAACCCCCUGCUAAAAAAGAUGGAAAACAGACGGUUAAAACACAAACCAAGCAGGUGGACAAAAAGGAUGCAAAACUAGCUGCAAAAAAGACAGUAAAAGUUGCCGCCAAGAAGGACUCCAAAACAACUAAAGCUGACGCCGCGUCGGCCUCGGACUCUCAGAACGGCAAGGAAGAGCUGUGAUCAAACAGCAGCUGUGACUGGGUCUCUUUCCAAUAGGUCUUCUCUGUGGGUGGCUGCGUGACAGCGCAGUGAAAGGUUGACUUCGUAAAACGUUAUUUGUCUUUUAACGAAUUGGUUAUGGUGGAGGAUGGUAUUAUGCUAAAAAGGUCAGAACUGAAAAAUACAGAGCGACUGCAGACGUCACUGAAAUCAUUGCUUGAGUCUUUGGCUUGUUAACUGUCUGCUAGAGUGCCCAAAUCACUGUAACCAUCUUCAUUUGGCAUCCAAAGCUAUGUAUCUGUUUAGAUGGUACAAUCUUCAUCUCAGUUUUCAACCUGAAUUUUUUGUAGCUGUUUUCUUUUAUUUGUGAUGUCAUGUUGUGGAACCAAGCACGGGUGGGUUAAGGUGUUCGGGGGGUUAAUAUGAGCAGAAUAUUUCUGUUGAGAACCUCAAAUCAACUGUGUGAAUCAAUGAAAUAAAAGUGAUGUUUCUAAA
Molecule: messenger RNA, 3195 nt
Organism: Siniperca chuatsi (mandarin fish)
Lineage: Eukaryota; Metazoa; Chordata; Actinopteri; Centrarchiformes; Sinipercidae
Gene: p3h1
Product: prolyl 3-hydroxylase 1
Exons: 15
Coding region: 16-2721 (901 amino acids)
Biological process (GO): collagen metabolic process
Cellular component (GO): endoplasmic reticulum
Molecular function (GO): L-ascorbic acid binding; procollagen-proline 3-dioxygenase activity; protein binding
Source: RefSeq, a predicted model, not a curated record